AUGGGACUUCGCGGUAUUAUUCGUAUUUAUGCUCACGGCGAACGGUCUGAAACAAAAUUUUUACGGACGAAGGAUCAUAACAGGCCAUUUGCUUGGAGCAUGGCUAAAUAUCCGGGAGAAAUAUAG
Brugia malayi is the source of this 126-nucleotide messenger RNA. RefSeq lists its product as uncharacterized. Lineage: Eukaryota; Metazoa; Nematoda; Chromadorea; Rhabditida; Onchocercidae. The transcript is spliced from 2 exons. Bases 1 to 126 code for a protein of 41 amino acids. The record is from RefSeq and is a predicted model, not a curated record.